AUGGGAAUAUUUAACGAACAAUCUCUUGAUCAUCCCUUUGCUAGGGGAAUUCAAGGCGCCCCAGGAGUUGGAUUUAAUCUCACUUCAAGUGGGGAUUAUGAUAUGAUAAAUAAAAAACUAAGAAAUGUUGGUGCACCUAGUGCUAAUACUGAUGCUGUUACAAAGAAAUAUGUUGAUGAUAAUUCCAGUGGAUCAGUUGAUGGUAGUGUCUUUUUAAAACUAGAUGGAACAAGAAAAAUGACUGGAAAUCUAGAUAUGGACAACAAUCAAAUAUUAAAUCUGCCAGCUCCAGGGGGUCCCAAACAACCAACACCAUUAGCUUUCACAGAUUUGAAGUAUCUCCACGUUGGUGGAACAAAUAAAAUGACUAAUAAUCUAAACAUGGACAAUAAAGGUAUAAUUCAUUUAAAACCACCAACAAAUGACACAGACGGCGCAACCAAAAAGUAUGUGGAUGACUCAAUACCUGAUACUAGUUCUUUUAUAAAAAAGGAUGGAAGUGUAUCAAUGACUGGAAACCUAAAUCUUGGAAACAAAAAAAGAGUUGGUCUUGCUACUCCAACAUCAAAUACAGAUGCUGCAACCAAAAAGUAUGUGGAUGAUAAUGCUGGAAGUCCAGAUUUGAGUGAUUAUUUGGAAAAAGAUAGUUCCGUCGCUAUGACUGGAAACCUUAAUCUUGGAAGUAAUAAAAUAGUUGGUCUCGCAACUCCAACGUUAAAUACAGAUGCUGCAACCAAAAAGUAUGUUGAUGAUAAUGCUGGAAGUCCAGAUUUAAGUGAUUAUUUGGAAAAAGAUGGUUCCGUCGCUAUGACUGGAGAACUUAAUGCUGGUGGUAAUAAAAUAAUAAAUAUUGGUAAACCACUCCAAAAUAGUGAUGCAGUAAACAAAGGUUACGUCGACAAACUAGUUCAUAAAACUGCAGUCCAACCAAGCCAUUAUAAAAAUGAGUUUAGUUAUCUUAUGUCAAGUGGAUCUCAAUGGACUGAUGAAAUAGAUGGUGGAAAUAGUUUUAGUAUAGAUAAGAUAGAUGACUUACCACCAAACAAAGGAAACUUUCACGACUAUAAUCACAAAGUUAUUUACAUGUCUAUAUAUAAGCGAUUUCUGUAUGGAUUUAAAUUUAAGAUGGGAAUGAAUUUUUUCCGACUACCUACAAAUACUGAUUACACAUUGUGUCUGGAGUUAAUCAACACAAAUAUGACCCUUUGGGAUAAGACUCAAAUAAGUGUUGACAAAGGAACUUCAACAGGAUUAUCAAUUGGAAAUGUAGGUAUAAGAAAACUAUCCCAUAGGUAUACUGAUUCAACAGGGAAAAAAAAAGUUAUGUACUAUCAUAGAAUAAUAGUUAAUGUUCGAAAGUUGUUUACUAGUGGACCCUUUCUUCACAUUCUUGUUAAUAUUCCACUGAUUAGAUUUUUACAGUCUACAUUUUCACGUAAAUUUUCAGGAGUUUACCUGAUUGCCAAUGGUAUUAUGGGUACAUUUAGCAUUAUCGAUCCAGAUAAAGUUUACGAUUAUCACACCGCAUUUGACAUCAAACCAACAGAAGUAGUGUAUAAUGUUGAUAUUAAUGCAAAUCAAAAAGCAAUUAAAAAUAUUAAACUUGAGCGACAAAGUGACAAUAGUGCUGCAACAGUUGCAUUAGUAAAAGAACUAGCUCCUUUUACUAAAAAUGCUUGGUAUAGAUUAUACUUUAGUGAGUUCUAUGACUUUGCUGAUGCGGAUAGUUACCGAAUAAAUAUAGGUUCAUCUGGAGUUAUUAUUAAUUCUUUAAAACCUAAUAUUACACUACCAGCUAAUUAA
Messenger RNA from Porites evermanni, 1803 nucleotides. Lineage: Eukaryota; Metazoa; Cnidaria; Anthozoa; Scleractinia; Poritidae. The record is from the annotation of a GenBank genome assembly.